AUGACAAGAAAGAAAGUGAAACUUGCUUUCAUUUCCAACGAUUCCUCGAGGAAAGCAACUUUCAAGAAAAGAAGGAAAGGAUUGCUGAAGAAAGUGAAUGAGCUCUCCACUUUGUGUGGCAUCAAUGCAUGUGCCAUCAUUUACAGUCCGUACGAUUCCAAUCCCGAAGUGUGGCCAUCAAAUGCCGGUGUACAAAGGAUAGUCUCAGAAUUCAAGACGCUUCCAGAAAUGGACCAACACAAGAAGAUGGUGGACCAAGAAACCUUUCUCAGACAAAGGAUUGCCAAAGCGUACGAACACUUGAAGAGGCAAAAGAAAGACAACCGGGAGCUAGAGAUGACCGAAGUCAUGUUCCAGUGUCUAAUCGGAAACAUGGGAAUGUUUCAUAUGAAUAUCAUGGAUCUUAAUGAUUUAGGUUAUUUAAUUGAGCAAUAUCUCAAAGAUAUCAAUCGCAGGUUUGAGAUUUUACAGAGCUCUGGCAUGGAGAUCGGCGAGUCUUCCAAUGCUGGUGCGGACGCGGCUACUUUCGAAAGGAAUGGAUCAAUGGAAGUCAUGGCCUCUACAGCCGCACCAACCACCACAACUAAUGAGGCAGGUGCUUCCUCUUCAUCAUUUGCAGCUUUCUUAAACCCUCUUCAGCAACAACAACAGUUUCGUCAUCCUUCACCAUCUCCACAUGUUGGACUCUAUGAGCAACCUCGAAGUUUGAGUUUAAGUCUGAACCAGAAUUAUGGUCAGAACCAACAACAGUGGUUUAUGGAGAUGGUGAACCAUCCUCAACCAUUGAACUAUGCAGAUGAGCAAAAGGGUUUUCUCUUUAUGGAUGACAACCAGCAUGAUCAUCAACAAACCCUUGGUGAUUCCUCCGCUGCUGCUAGUCCAAGCAGUACGAUCCCUGCCACCAAUCCUAACGAUACCACAUGGUUUCGUUAAUUAUGUGGUUUUACAAGAGUUCAGAGUUUGGUUUUCAAGUUCAAGCAAGCAAACCAUAAUUUGUGUUUUUCAAUU
Messenger RNA from Capsella rubella, 1008 nucleotides. Its product is annotated as agamous-like MADS-box protein AGL80. Lineage: Eukaryota; Viridiplantae; Streptophyta; Magnoliopsida; Brassicales; Brassicaceae. Gene Ontology annotation, molecular function: DNA-binding transcription factor activity, RNA polymerase II-specific; protein dimerization activity; RNA polymerase II cis-regulatory region sequence-specific DNA binding. Gene Ontology annotation, biological process: positive regulation of transcription by RNA polymerase II. The coding region runs from base 1 to 933 and encodes 310 amino acids. The transcript has a single exon. The record is from RefSeq and is a predicted model, not a curated record.